This is a messenger RNA of Solea senegalensis (Senegalese sole), 1268 nucleotides long. RefSeq lists its product as uncharacterized. The transcript has 7 exons. NCBI's taxonomy places the organism in Eukaryota, Metazoa, Chordata, Actinopteri, Pleuronectiformes, Soleidae. Gene Ontology annotation, biological process: vesicle-mediated transport; protein secretion. Bases 41 to 649 code for a protein of 202 amino acids. The record is from RefSeq and is a predicted model, not a curated record. Gene Ontology annotation, cellular component: Golgi membrane.
CGUCACCAGAAACUACAUCCUGAAGUAUCCCAGUCAAAGAAUGCUGCGACAGGACUCUCAGGACGCCCCACUUUUCGGCGAAGAGCACGACCACGACAGUCGGAGGAAGUCGAAAAUUAGGCAUCCUCUGGCUUCGUUCUUCCACCUGUUCUUCCGAACAAGUGCCAUUUUGGUGUACUUGUUGUGUGACUUCAUUAGCAGCCGUUUCAUUGCCUGUAUGGUCGCCAUCAUUCUGCUGCUGUCAUGUGACUUCUGGACUGUCAAGAAUGUAUCUGGCAGGUUGUUGGUUGGCCUUCGCUGGUGGAAUCAAGUGGAUGAAGAUGGAAAGAGCCACUGGGUGUUUGAGUCAAAGAAGAUGCACAGUGUGAACGCCACCAGCGCUGAGUCACGGAUCUUCUGGCUUGGGCUCGUCGUGUGCCCCAUCUUCUGGAUCCUCAUGGUGGUCAGCGCCGUCUUCUCCUUAAAAAUUAAAUGGCUGGCUGUCGUGUUGAUGGGCUUGGUUUUACAAUGGGCCAACUUGUAUGGUUAUGUCAGAUGCAAGCUGGGUGGAAAGUCCAACCUGAGAAGUUUGGCGAAGGACUACAUUGGUCUUCAGAUUUUUAAACAGGCAAUGAAGCAGAGGGGCUCUGAAGGUGAAGAGGCUAAGUGAUAAUGUUUCUGUACUGUCACAGAAAACUAAACUGGGAGAACUUUGUUUUUACCCGAUUCCUACUGGAAAAAGUGGCUGGUCUUUUCUGAGGUUAUGUGGAUUUUGAACAUGUUGUUUCUUGUGCAUUUGAUUUAAGGAAUGACUGUCUUUAAUAAGAACUUACUUAAAACAUAGUCCUGUUUUUGAGGUUUCAAUAUUAUACAUUCAAUUGGACAUGAGAAGUGUUAUGAGCUGAGUUUACCACCAGGCAGUUCCAGCUCCUGUUGGGCUUAAAGGUCACAACGAGACAUUACAUUCUGAACAUGUUGAGCCAUCACAAUUACACUGAAUUCCAAGAUGCACAGAAACACAAAUAACUCUUCGAAGGUGAUGUUGAAAUGGGUGAUCUCUGGGUGGACUUGGAUCAUGUCGUCGCCCUAAAUUCAGGGCACUUUUCUGAGAAAUUGUUCCUGUUGGUUUGAACUUUGAACUUUUUUGACAUCUCUGUCUGUCAGGUAGCACACUGAAUACAAAUAGAUAUUGUAGAAGAGUUGGGGGUUACAGUAGGUAUACCUACCGAUGGCUGCUAAUCAAAUUUAGGUUGUGGACAUUUAAGUUUUCUUCAUUUAAUUUAAUUUAA